AAAAAAGAGACAAUGACAUUAUAUAGCGUAUAGGCUAUAGAUCCAUAAGGAUGUAUGGAAAGGUUAGUUAAAAUGCGUAACCAUAGACACAAUAAAGCAAAUGUUAAGCAGAUGUGACACCUAUUUUAACAUUAGUUCAGGGUGAAGUUAUAGGCUAGAGUGCACUUCCAUUGUUAGGCACAGAGACUCCGAGCUCCCAAACAAAGCGACGCAGGGAGCUAGGGAAACGGAGCGCAACGCUUAUUUAAUAGGUUAGUGACUCUUUCCCUCACACACACACACACACAGAGAGAGAGAGAGAGAGAGAGCGACACACUGGGAUGGAGAUGUAACAGCCGUGCGAAGGCGGUUUCCACAGCGAUGAAGCAUUUUGGAGGCAGUUUUUAACCGCUGUACAUAGAAGAGAGAGAAAACGAUCGACUCGACAAGCCUGAGAUCGGCGAGGGAAGACUAGAAUAAAAAAAGGGGGGGUGCAGUGUCUCUGGCCCAAGUGUCACAGACAGCGGGAGGAAUAUCAUCUUUAGCCGCUAAUCCCUGCAAAUUCGAGGAGAGAAAAAGUGCCAGUGUCACUAUAGGCCUUAAGAGCCAGAGAUGAUUCAUUCUAAACCUCAAAGUGAAGGAUAACAAGUGGCCCAGACUCCUGUGACCUCUCAUCCCACCACCUCCUCCUUCACCUUUCCUCUAACCUCUAAACUGUGUAACGUUCUCCAUUCCCCCCGGCUGGUUCAAUCUAUACAGACACAGACUGACUGGAUGACCAUCUGGACCUAUGUAAAUCAACACGAAGACAACAUUAACCAACAAGCCUUGAAGACGGACUCUCCUGGAUACUGACUGAGCUGCCAGAUGCUACUCUGGAUGGGGCUGGAGGCUGUAGGCUGUUAGGCUAGGUAGGCCAUGCUGCUCCCUGUGCCUUCCUCCUCUCCCAUGCUGCUUCCAGGAGACCUACGGGCUACAAACAUCAUUAUCGUCACCGUCAUCUUCAUCACUCACCAAUGCCACAGGAAGUACGGUGCCUAGGAGGGGACUGACUGACCCUCAACUAUUACGGACAGAGUGAACUGGAAACACACACACACACACACAAACAGCCCCUUCAGCUGUGGAACAGACAAAGACAGAAGGCAAAGAGAAACUCAGCACUGAGAGGAGGGCGGGACUAUGGCUGCCGAGAGUCUGACCGAGCUCCGUGAUUGGCUCUUUCUGCUCCUCCUGUGCCUGACUCUAUUGGCCGAGAUGCUGGAGUUGGCGGCGGCAGCAGUUGCCAUGGAGGAAGGCGAGGAAGACUUCCCGUGCCCGUCAGUGUGCCGGUGUGACGAGGGCUUCGUUUACUGUAACGACCGGAGCCUGAGCAUGAUCCCUCCUCUACCGUUAACAGCUACCGUUCUCUACCUACAGAGCAACCGGUUGGCCAACUCCGGCCUACCGGCGUCGUUGGAGCGCAGCAGUAGUAUCCGUGUGGUCUACCUUUAUGCCAACCAACUAGAUGAGUUUCCUAUACACCUGCCGCCGUCGCUACGGGAACUACACCUGCAGGACAACAACAUUCGGACGUUGCCGCGCACGGUGUUGGCCAGGUUACCGUUGCUAGAGAGGCUACACCUGGACGACAACUCCAUCUCCACGGUGAGCAUUCAGGAGCGGGCCUUCUCCGGUAUGCGGCGGCUGAGGUUACUCUUCCUCUCCCGGAACCACCUGUCCAGCAUCCCAGCCGGCCUCCCGGCUUCUUUAGAGGAGCUGAGGUUAGACGACAACCGCAUCAACACCAUCCCCACCCACGCCUUCCGGGGCCUGGCCUCACUGAGGCGCCUGGUCCUGGACGGGAAUCUCCUGGCCAACACCCGCAUCGCCGACGACACCUUCUCCCGCCUGGCCAACCUCACGGAGCUGUCGCUAGUCCGCAAUGCCCUGCAGGCCCCACCCAUCAACCUGCCCAGCACACACCUGAUGAGGCUGCACCUGCAGGACAACGGACUGAUUCACGUGCCCCGGGGGACCCUGGACGGGAUGAGGAGGCUGCAGCGGCUGGAUCUGUCAGGGAACAACCUGACCACUCUGCCCCGGGGGCUGCUGAGGGACACGGACGGCCUGGAGCUGUUGCUGCUCCGGGGGAACCCCUGGUACUGUGGCUGCAACCUGCACUGGCUCCACGCCUGGCUGUAUGGCCGCGGGGCGGCGGUGACAGUACGGGGCCUGACCUGCCACGGACCGGAGGCGGUGCGAGGCCAGGCCCUCAGGGACCUCUCUGGGCUCAUGGACCAGUGUGAAGGCCCCCCAGGAGGGGUGAACAGUGUGGGGGGUAGAGGAGGAGGUGUCACUAGUACUACCACCUUUCCCCCCACCCAGGGCUCUCUGUUCACCCUCAGAGCCAUACGGCCGGGCCUGGUGAAGCCAUUACCACCGGGAGGAGAGGCGGGGGGUCAUGCCUCACACAACGCUUUAGAACUCACCGUGAAGCCUCUGUCGGCGGACAGUGUGCAGGUGACGUGGCUGUGCACGCGGCCGGCGCCCUCCUUCCGGCUGUCCUGGCUGAGGCUGGGCAGCAGCGCAGCUCUGGGUUCCAUCACAGAGACGCUGGUACCCGGGGAGAGACAGCAGUACCUACUAACCCAGCUCACGCCACGAUCACACUAUCUCAUCUGCCUGCUCCCCCUGCGCUCCACCUCCUCCCACUCUGGAGGGUCACAGAGAGGACAGCAACAGGAAAAGGACACAACAGACCAGAGCCCCGUCUGCUCUCAGAUAGAGAUGGGGGAGGCUCUGCGCCCCGAGGGGGGAAAUGGGGGUGAGGACUCGGACACAGAGAUGGCAGCCCUCCCCCUGGCCGAGAUCAUUGGCGGAGCCACAGCCCUAGUCUCCCUCAUACUCAUCUUCGGCAUCUUCUGCUGGUAUGGCCAGCGCACCGGGUAUGUCUCCGGGGAAACAGACUCCUAUGGGGUCAGAGGUCAGCGCGUGGUCGGGAAGCCGUACGAUGACUACGUGGAGUCGGGUACUAAGAAGGACAGCUCCAUCCUGGAGAUCAGGAGCCCCGGCUUCGCUAUGACGCCCAUGACGACCCAUCAGCCACUGCAACCCAAAGGAGGGGAAGAUGUGACCUACGUGCACACCAUCUUCCCCUCAUCGCACGGUAACGGCACCUACCGAAGCAACCAGAGUCACAACGGCAUCAUCACCCAACUGGGUCACACGGCAGGCUACGGGACCAACCAGGGUUACCGGGAGCAAGGGAUGAUCCCGGAUAUAGACUACACCUACACGUGAUGACAUCAUCUCAGACACACUUCUCCCACCUCCACCGGUUGGAUGCCGUUCUAAGGAUACGGUUCCAGCAGGCGGUUGGUUGGUUGGUCUCCUUGGUUCCAAAGUACCCUCUGUGCCUCCUCACUUCUGCUCUGAAUCUUAUUUAUCUGUUACUGGCUGACUGGCUUGGGUUGCUGUGUCCCCACAGGGCCACCCCACAUACAUGUUUGCUGGGUGACAGAAGUGUUUCAGUGCUUCUCAUGUUUAUACAUUGUUUUGAGGUCUCAGUAUCUUUACAGCUACUGUACUCUUCCUUCUAUUCCAUAAAAGACCGUUAGUAGUUUGAAGUGGAUGUUUAGGCGUAGGAAGACGCUAAAAGGCAAAUAUAUUCCAGAGAGAAACACUUGUGUAGACUGCUACAUUAUAUAUACAAAAGUAUGUGGACAUCCUUUCAAAUGAGUGGAUUCGGCUAUUUCAGCCAUACCCGUUGCUGACAGGUGAAAAAAAAAUCAAGCACACAGCCAUGAAAUCUCCAUAGACAAACAUUGGCAGUAGAAUGGCCUUCCUGAAGAGCUCAGUAACUUUCAACGUGGCAACGUCAUAGGAUGCCACCUUUCCAAAAAGUCAGUUCUUCAAAUUUCUGUCCUGCUAGAGCUGCCCCGGUGAACUGUAAGUGCUGUUAUUGUGAAGUGAAAACGUCUAGGAGCAACAAUGGCUCAGCAGCAAAGUGGUAGGCCACACAAGCUCACAGAACAGGACCGGCGAGUGCUGAAGCAUGUAGAAAUGGUCUGUCCUCGGUUGCAACACUCACUACAGAGUUCUAAACGGUCUCUGGAAGCAACGUCAGCACAAGAACUGUUCGCCGGGAGCUUCAUUAAAUGGGUUUCCAUGGCCGAGCAGCCGCACACAAGCCUAAGAUCACCAUGCGCAAUGCCAAGUGUCGGCUGGAGUGGUGUAAAGUUCGCCGCCAUUGGAGUCUGGAGCAGUGGACUCGAGAGUGAUCACGCUUCACCAUCUGGCAGUCCAACGGACGAAUCUGGGUUUGGCAGAUGUCAGACGAACACUACAUGCCCCAAUGCCAACUGUAAAGUUUGGUGGAUGAGGAAUGAUGGGGUGGGGCUGUUUUUCAUGGUUCGGGCUAGGCCCCUUAGUUCCAGUGAAGGGAAAUCUUUACGCUACAGCAUAACUGGCCUGCACAGAGCCCUGACCUCAACACCUUUGGGAUGAAUUGGAAUGCUGACUGCGAGCCAGGCCUAAUCGCCUAACAUCCGUGCCUGACCUCACUAAUGCUUAUGGCUGAAUGGAAGCAAGCCCCCGCAGCAAUGUUCCAAAAUUUUGUGGAAAUCCUUCCCAGAAGAGCAAAGGGGGGACCAACUCCAUAUUAAUGCCUGUGAUUAUGGAAUGAGAUGUUUGACGAGUGUGUCCACAUACUUUUGGUCAUGUAGUGUAUACAACUACCUACUUCUGUAUGCGCUGAGUAGACACACGGGUAAGGGUUUGAUGGUACUAGUCACAACAACUCAUCACUGACUGACAGAAAAUAUAUAUGUUCCUAUAUUAGACCUCUACUUUUCUCUUUCCCCUCCUGUUUUUAUAUUUUAUUUCUCUGUUUAUUUUGUGCUGCAGAGAGAGAGAGAGAGAAUGAGAGCGAGAUAACUGUGUUCUAGCUGAGAAGAGCUGAUAGCAGCUCUGAGGGACAGGGGCUCCUACUGCAGCGAUGUCCGCCCGGGGACUCUAGUGAGAGGGAGAGAUAGGAGUAAGCAUAGGGAGGUUAAAAAGAGAGACAGAAUAAUUGAGGAGGGGGAGAUAAUAAAAGAGGGAAAGGGUGAAAAGGAAGAAUAUAGACCCUGAUCCUUCGAGAGAGAUAAAGAGAGAGGGAGAAAAAGUAGGGAGCGAGAGACAAAAGAGGAGGGAGAGUGAAGAGGGAGAGUGAAGAGGGAGAGUGAAGAGGGAGAGCAAAGGGAGAACUAAUGGCAGAGGGAGACAGUGAAAAGGGUAGGAAUAUAGCUAGGACCUCAUCCAAACCCUGCUACUUCUUAACAGGACCAGUUCAUUUCUACUUGACCUAUCGUUGAUAUUUUAGUACAGGAAGGAGCAGACAGUGAAAAGGGUAGGAAUAUAGCUAGGACCUCAUCCAAACCCUGCUACUUCUUAACAGGACCAGUUCAUUUCUACUUGACCUAUCGUUGAUAUUUUAGUACAGGAAGGAGCAGACAGUGAAAAGGGUAGGAAUAUAGCUAGGACCUCAUCCAAACCCUGCUACUUCUUAACAGGACCAGUUCAUUUCUACUUGACCUAUCGUUGAUAUUUUAGUACAGGAAGGAGCAGACAGUGAAAAGGGUAGGAAUAUAGCUAGGACCUCAUCCAAACCCUGCUACUUCUUAACAGGACCAGUUCAUUUCUACUUGACCUAUCGUUGAUAUUUUAGUAAAGGAAGGAGCAGACAGUGAAAAGGGUAGGAAUAUAGCUAGGACCUCAUCCAAACCCUGCUACUUCUUAACAGGACCAGUUCAUUUCUACUUGACCUAUCGUUGAUAUUUUAGUACAGGAAGGAGCAGACAGUGAAAAGGGUAGGAAUAUAGCUAGGACCUCAUCCAAACCCUGCUACUUCUUAACAGGACCAGUUCAUUUCUACUUGACCUAUCGUUGAUAUUUUAGUACAGGAAGGAGCAGACAGUGAAAAGAGUGUGUUCAUCAAACGUGCCCAUCUUUAAAGAGAUAAAAUUGUUAUUACAAUUUGGCCAUGGAAUAAAAUAAUUCAACAUAUUGGCAUUUCCCUUAACAUACAGAACACCAAUAUUAAAGGAUAUAUCAUUUUGCUUAUUGCAUGUCAUCAUAAUAUGAACGGCAAAGGCAUGUUAACUGGACAAUCAUACAGAAAUGUCUGCAAUCAAAUUAAGUAAAUCAACCCAAAGUAAAAGGCAUUUUCUAUUGGUUGCUAUCAGGAAAGAUGAAGGGGAAAAAACAUGUGUUUACAGUGAUGUACCCAUUCAGCACGCAAACAUCUGAACACAGCAAGCUGUAAUAGCCGUACCAUUACAGCCACUUAGUAUCUACUUAGUAGCUCUGUGUGCAUCAGUCAGUCAUUCAGAUCCAGCGAGACAGUCAGG
Oncorhynchus nerka (sockeye salmon) is the source of this 6350-nucleotide messenger RNA. RefSeq names its product leucine-rich repeat transmembrane protein FLRT1-like. The transcript has 4 exons. The coding region runs from base 1162 to 3261 and encodes 699 amino acids. Gene Ontology annotation, molecular function: protein binding. NCBI's taxonomy places the organism in Eukaryota, Metazoa, Chordata, Actinopteri, Salmoniformes, Salmonidae. The record is from RefSeq and is a predicted model, not a curated record.